AUUAAAAUAAAUAGCUACGGCAUUAAAGGAUACAAUGAUUUUUAAACAUCUUUCAAUAAGUCGUUAAUUGUAAUUAAAUUUUAAUAUUAUAUAAAAAAAGAUUACCUUUUAAACUAGUUAAUUUUAUAAUAAAAAAAAAAGAAACAAUACAUUAUGAUAAGUUAUCAGUUAAAACUUUCAACAGAUAUGGUCACAAAGUAUACGCUCAUGAUAACAUUCGGAUGCUUGGUGUUGGCGUUCUUUCGAAUGGUAAAUAUGGUGAACAACAUUGGAUCCACUUACGCAAUUGGAGCAAUAUUAACGGGCAGAACAAGUCAUAUUCAUAAGGCAAUGUUCAUAAUGGGAUUCGGAUCCAUUAUGGAUAUGAUUCAUCUCAUUACUUAUAGCUCUAAAUCGAGUUGGUUUUUUAUGAAAGUUGUUCAAUUUAUUAUACGUGUUCUGUGUAUUGUUUUUGAGAUUGUCACUAUAUUGUCGUUACAUUGCUACUGGGAAUAUGAUGAAGAAAUGAAAAAACAACCGCAAAAAACAUGGUUUCAACAUAAAUUAGGCCAAAUGAAGAAUAUUUUCCAAUAAUUAAAAAUAAAAUAAAAUACGCCAUAUUAAAGUUAACCAACAUUAUAAUUAAAUGUAAUGUAUAGUUGAAUGCCGUGAUCAGUAAAUAGUAACACUUUUACUCAGUUUCAUAAGUAAUAAACCAAUAUUUU
This is a messenger RNA of Aphis gossypii (cotton aphid), 704 nucleotides long. RefSeq lists its product as uncharacterized. Lineage: Eukaryota; Metazoa; Arthropoda; Insecta; Hemiptera; Aphididae. The transcript is spliced from 5 exons. The coding region runs from base 154 to 573 and encodes 139 amino acids. The record is from RefSeq and is a predicted model, not a curated record.